AUGCUUUGCUUUAAUCUUUCUAUUAAAUUUUCCAAUGCUUCGUGUCAGUGUACAUUGCAAACACAUUAUCACAAUUCAUCACAAUGUGAAUGUAUUGACAUUGAAGGUUACAGUAUUGAUCAAAUGACUAAUAUGUAUCCAGAAUUAUGCAGUGAAAAAGUGAAAUCAUUAAGUUUUUUCAAUGUUACUCACUUCAUGAAUUCGACUGGUAAUAAUUUAAUGGUAUCUAAUUGCAGCUGGCGUAAAGUAACUAAUUUAACUGUGAUCAAUACUGAUCUGACACGUUUAACGUCCACCAGUUUUGCUAUGUUCUCCACCAUUAAACAUUUGAACAUCUCGCAUAAUCGUGCACUGAAUGGAUAUGGUGACAAGGUAUUUCAAGGGGUUGCGAGAAGUCUGACACAUUUAAUUUUAGUUUCAAAUCCUGUCAGAUCGCUAACACGUGAAGUGUUUCGUGACCUUGUAAAUCUCCAAGUACUAAUUUUGUCAGAUAAUAAAAUUGGUUAUAUUGAACCUGGAGUAUUUUUCAACAACUGUUGUUCUAAUUUACGUGAGUUACGUCUGGAUCGUAAUAUAUUGACCGUUCUGGAUGCUGAGAGCCUGAUUGGUUUGUCGAAAUUGGAGACUUUAGAUCUGCGAAACAAUCCAUUGCAGCAACUGGACCCUAACGUUUUUAUUCCGUGUGCUUCAACUCUAACUGAUUUACGCAUGAGUCACGAUGAUCAAGCUACGUUUGGCGGGUUUCAAACUCCUUCACCAAAAUUAUUUUCACGUUUAAGUCGUUUGGUCACUCUUGAAAUGGUUGAACUUAAAAUAACCAAUUUAACAAGCGAAGUAUUUGAAGGUCUGGAUAGUUUGAAAGUGCUUUCACUUCGUGGAAAUCGACUUAUACAGCUACCAUCAGAUACAUUUUCUUCAUUGACACAACUUCAAUACUUAGACCUUUCUGCUAACUGGCUUGUUUGCAUUCCAUCUUCCAAUUCUUCGGUCAGUCAAGCUGACUUUUUAUCUGGUUUACCAGUGCGUUGGGUUGAUCUUUCGUGGAAUCGUCUGACACAUUUAAAUCAUUUAACAGCACGUAGUUUGAGUCUAUUUGAUCGACAUACUAUCAGUCAGACGAGACUCGUCCUCAAUUUAACCGCUAAUCCUUGGCAGCACAUAGAUGAUGACACAUUUUGUAAUCCUGAUGGGUCUGGAGUAACACGUCCAAUUGAAUUAAUCAUGGGACCACUUCCAGCAGUACCGUUUGUCAACUGGCGCACUUCAUUAGGUCUUUGGUUAGGCCGAGCAUUGUGGCCUAAGGGACCUUUUUCUUUAAUCGGUGAAGCUAGUCUCGUAAAGGGACUGAUGUUGGAAGGGGAUUAUUAUUCUUUGGUUUCAACUAAACACAAUAAUAUGACGUACAAUCCAUAUGAAGAACGCGAAGUUUAUCGAGGAGCAAAAGAGUCUGUAAACAUGUGUGAAGAUCUGAAGGCUGCUAAUAAUAGUAAUACAGAGUUUGACAUCCAUUCACGACCGUCUUUGAAAUUUCUAGCCCAAAAUGGAAUGACAACUGUGUCAGGCACUACCUUGGCGUCAUCCGUAUCGUCUUACUGUCCAAGACUAGCUGUUCGUAAAUUAAAAGACUGGGAACUCUCCGAAUUAAAAGUGUCCUCAUUAAUUGCAAGUGUUGAAAGCAUUACACGGAAUUCAGUAAGUGAAUUUGAACAAAGUUCUAGAAUAUAUUUACUUUUGAUUGUUGGUGUCUGUAUUACCUUUUUGUUUAUUGCACUAACGGUGAUUAUGUGUUAUCGUGCAUGGUCACGUCGUACAUCUCAGAAACUUGCUGAAAGUGGUUUAGAAGGCUGUGAUACUCAUGGUAUUUCUGCUGAGAAGCCAUUACUGCUUAAAUAUCGUCAUGACUGUAGUGAUAGUAAUCAUGCCACUAAAGUUAACCAGUCUGAAGGUCAUGAAAAGUCUUUUAUUUCCAGUCAUGUCCAACAAAAUACAGACCGAUUAUAUUCCAAUGCGAGCUCAGUAAUGAAGCAACCUGAGUUUAUCAAUACCAAUGAUACUACUACUACUACUGCUACUACUACUUAUACCACACAAGCAGCUGGUGCCAAUCCUACUUUCAUGUCUGCUUCUAAUUGUCCGAAGGUGUCGACAACAUGUGGUCGUCCACAAAUUGGACGCCCUAAAAGUGAUCCAGAUUCAUUGAAUCUGAAUGAUAUGAGCCAGUUAACUUCACUUGGAAUUGUUUGAAAGAAAAAUACGUGAUAAUCUCUGUUUCUUUUCGUCGUUGUUGACCAUACACCUUCAGUUAUGUUGUUUAUCAUUCUUAAGUGUAAAUAUUUUAUUUAAAUGAAGUCUCAUUUCUAUUCGCAGACUGUAUGUAAUUGGUAUGCGUAUAACUUUUUUUGAUGUUAUCAGUUAGUUUAGUUAUUUUAUUACCGAUACACACCAUGUAUGAAUGAUCAUUUACUUGACGAAGUUGAAACCAGAAGUUUUGUAUAUAUUGAAGGAAAAAGACAAUCAAUCCUACAAGCUUGCAGUUAAUUGUAAACCUCAUUCGAAAUUUACCUACCGAUCAGUAUGAAAUUUCUGAACAAAAUGUUUAAUUAUGUCAUUGUUAAUGUAAUCUAUGGAAUUAUUUAAACACACUGUUCGGUGUAAUUUUAUUUUCAAACUGCUGCUGGCAUACACACUAACGCAUACACUUACACACAUGCAUACACACGCACUCAAAUAUACAUGAAACACAAAAGAUAAUUUUAUUUGCACAAAGACUGUAAAGAAAGUUUUCCUUUUCCAGCUUACUUUCAGUGAUUUUAAAACAGAAUUGUUUUUUCCACUCUUUUUUUGUGCCAAUGUGUUUGUUGUUAUUGUUGAUUACUUCUCACAUAAUUGUUGUGGUAGAAAUAUAAAAAAAAAUUCAUCAACAUGCGUGCACAUGCAAAAAUAACUGUCUUUUUGAACCAAUGCAUAGCGUGAAAAUUGAUUGAUGCACUGGACAUUAUCAAAGUAUUUGAUUUUGU
Messenger RNA from Trichobilharzia szidati, 3017 nucleotides. NCBI's taxonomy places the organism in Eukaryota, Metazoa, Platyhelminthes, Trematoda, Strigeidida, Schistosomatidae. The record is from the annotation of a GenBank genome assembly.